Humulus lupulus (European hop) is the source of this 899-nucleotide messenger RNA. Its product is annotated as auxin-responsive protein SAUR24-like. Bases 287 to 613 code for a protein of 108 amino acids. NCBI's taxonomy places the organism in Eukaryota, Viridiplantae, Streptophyta, Magnoliopsida, Rosales, Cannabaceae. The record is from RefSeq and is a predicted model, not a curated record. The transcript has a single exon. Gene Ontology annotation, biological process: response to auxin.
AUAUAAUAAGAGUGUGGAUAAAUGUUAGCCGAUUGAGCUAUAAUGAAUGACCAAAGCCAUGUGAAAUCUCUGAUGAAGUGGGGUCCCCAAAAGCUUACCUGGCUGUCAGACUUUCUGACCUCACAUCCACCUGUUUCUCAUUCCCUCCCUAUAAAUAAACAACACUCAAUAACCCCUUCUCAUUCCAACAUUUUUAUCCAUUAUCAAACUUCAGAGAAAAUCUAAGCAAAAGCCAUUAGAAUCAGGUUUUAGAGUUGCCCACUUGGAGUACUUGAAGUUUACUCAAAUGGGUAUCAUCAGAUUACCAUCAACUAUUCACAAUCUCAAGCAAGUUCUCAAGCUUCACUCACCAACUACAGGAGCUAGGCAUCACCACCACCAUUCUGGUGUCCCAAAAGGCCAUAUUGCAGUUUACAUUGUGGGAGAAGUUCAAGAGAAGAAGAAAAGAUUUGUGGUUCCUAUAGCUUACUUGAACCACCCUUCAUUCAAGGAGUUGCUAAAGAAAGCAGAGGAAGAGUUUGGUUUUGACCACCCAAUGGGUGGUUUGACCAUUCCAUGCAAAGAAGACACUUUUGUUCAUGUCACUGCUCAAUUGAAUUUUGCUUCAUGUUGAGGAAUGAUAUUGAGAGUAACUCCACAUUUUUUUGGGUAGUAGAGGUUGUAGGGAUUUUUGUUACAUGUAAUACUAGAUAAAUCCUACCAUUUUUAACUGUUAUAGCUCAUAUUGCUUUCUAUUGCAUGGCUACAACAUAUGGCUUCAUUCCUCAAGUUGUAAAUUCCAUGGCCGUGACUUUGGAAGCAUUUUCAUGUGCUUAAUUUUUCUUCACAAUUUGAACAUAAGCUUAUGAUGUGGAUUCUGUCAGGCAAUAUUUUAAACUGAAAGAAAACUCAAGUUUAGA